AAAAUACAACACCUUACGCGUCAUAAACGGAGAUAACACGCACGCACAAACCUACCACCCACGCAAGGCGCGCGAGCGCGCGCGCGCACACACACAUAUACACACACACACAUAUACACACACACGCGCGCGCGCGCAUACAUCCUCGGUGUGCGUGUCUGUGCUCAAUAGCCUUCGGGCGAAGCGGUUUAAGGCCCCAAUUCGUUAUUCAGACACCGCAACAUCUUCCAGCGGCUCCGAGAGCAUUGUGAUGGGAAUAUUCAUGACGAUGCGCGAGGCAAUGCGCUAAUUCUUACCGUCUUCAUCAGUCUGAAAGGAAGUUAAAUGAAGAACAAGAUGGCAGAGGUUCCUGAUAAACAAGACAUGCUAACAGAACAAGAGAUUGAUGGCUCACUUAUUCCUAACCCUCUGCCAGCACCUCCAUGGAGGAGAAUGUGGAGAGCGAGCAUUACAGCUGUAGCAUAUCUUCUUCUAUAUACUCUCUCUCAAGUUACAGGUUUGUGGGUUCUCUACAUGCUGAAUGGAUACAGAGCUUUCCCAGCAGCAUAUAAAGUGUUGGGCCUCCUACAGUACAUUCUGUCAAAUUCAGAGUCUUCUGAUCAACAGAUGGAGAUUUGGAGAGUGGAGUGUGUAUGUCCACUUUUAGCAACAUUGUUCCUUGGAGUGGUUAUCCUGGGCACUGGAGCCUUGUUCUGCAUUAAAACUUUGGUGCCUGGUAACUCCACUGGCUUCCAGGAUGACCGUCGUCAAUCCAUGAGCCGACAGCCAUCCUUUACUUACUCAGAGUGGACGGAUGCCAAGCAGGAGGAUUUUUAUGAGCUAGAUGCAGUUCCUGAGACACCUGUGUUUGAUUGCUUCAUGGAUAUGAAGGCUGAUUGUGACCCAUCUACUCUCAAGGUCAAACCAGUGGGCCUGCAGGAAAGGAGAGGUUCAAAUGUUUCUCUGACUUUGGACAUGUGCACACAUGGCACUACAGAGCCAUAUGGGAUGCUGCUGUCUCCUCGAGACCAGAGUACACAAGAGUACCUGGAAAAUGCAUCUAACCCCCUCACACCAGAACAGCUACAUAGACAUGCUCUGGAUGAUGCAGCUCUACAAACUGAGUUCUAUGAGGUACCAAUGAACUUUGUGGACCCAAAGGAAUAUAAUAUUCCAGGCUUAGUGAGGAAGAACCGCUACAAAACCAUCCUGCCAAACACACACAGUAGGGUUUGUCUUCAAGGAACAAAGGAGGAUGACUUUCUCAGCACAUACAUCAAUGCUAACUACUUGAAGGGCUAUGGUGGGCAAGAGAAGGUAUACAUUGCCACCCAGGGUCCAACUGUAAACACAGUGGGAGAUUUCUGGAGGAUGAUUUGGCAGGAACACUGCCCAAUCAUUGUCAUGAUCACCAACAUUGAGGAGAAAAAUGAGAAAUGCACAGAGUACUGGCCAGAAAACAGUGUGACCUGUGAAGGCAUCGAGAUCACUGUCAAACAGUUCAUCCAGGCUGAUGAUUACAGUCUGAGGAUUUUCACUGUGAAGUAUGAAGAUGAGGAGCGCAGUCUCAGGCACUACUGGUACACAUCAUGGCCAGAUCAGAAAACUCCAGAUAAAGCCCCACCUCUUUUACAAUUGGUCCAAGAAGUGGAGGAAGCACGAAAACAGGCUCCACCCAUUAGUGGCCCUGUCAUUGUUCACUGCAGUGCAGGAAUUGGCCGGACUGGCUGCUUUAUUGCCACUGCUAUCCUGUGUGAGCAGCUUAGACAUGAAGGAGUGGUGGACAUCUUGAGAACGACCAGCCAGCUACGCUUGGACAGGGGUGGCAUGAUUCAAACAGCUGAGCAGUAUCAAUUUGUGCAUCAUGUUCUCAGUCUUUAUGAAAGACAGCUGACUUGGAAACCAGAGGAAUAGCAUUUGCCACAGCACACCCAAAUCAGUCUAUCAACACUUUACAUCUGCCUGCACAAGACCUCAACAAGUCAAGCAUCUGUUGUGCUCCUGCUAGGCUGUAUAACAGUAUGAUCAUGUUGUUAACUGUUGGUUUAAACCUGCAAAACUUUAACUCAGGGCUUCAACUCACCAAUAUACUUCUGUGCCAUCAGAAUCAGUACUACUUCACAAGGCAUCAAGGGGGACCAGGGAAUGAUCUCAAUGGUUAAACUAACAGUAAACUAGGCCUAAGCCUAAAUGCUGCUCCCAAUCCAUACCAAUACUGACCCUGGCUUGAUGCCUAAAGAUAUUUAAUAAAUGUGCACUCACUAAUCAUUUUAAUAGAAACACUUGUAUUUAUGUAGUUAAUUAAUAAGCCAAUUAUGUAGCAGCAGCAAAUACCAUGCAGAUACAGAUCAAGAGCACCAAUUAUUGUUUACAUCAAACAUCAGAAAGGGGAAAUGUAACCGUGGCAGUCUUGAUGCCAUAUGGACUCGUUUGAGUACUUUAGAAAUUGCUGAUCUUGUAAGAUUGUGUUUGCACACAACAGGAUCUUAAGUUGACACAGAAUUGUAUAAUAACAAAAACAAAAACAUUUUGGUUUGAGCAACAAUUCUGUGGGUGGAAAUUAGUUGUUGUUGAGUAAGGUCAGAGAAAAAUGUCCAGAGCUUCCACAAAAGAAAUAGCAAUUAUUCUAACCACACUUCACAAUAGUACUGAACAGACAAGCAUCUCAGCAUUCAUCAGACCUCAAACCUUGGAUGUGGAUGGGCUGCAACAGCAGAAGGACACAUUGGGUUUUUAGUCAGUCAAGAACAAGAACCAGAGCCUAAAGCUAGAGUCUACACAAAAAAAUGUUUGAGGGAUCGUAGGAGGGUGACCAGACUGGUUUUGUGAAAUCCCUAAGCCUAACCCUGACAGAAAAGCUAUAGUCACUCAAAUAAGCACACUCUACAACAUUGGUGAACAUCACAAAUGCACACCAAUCUCUGGAAGGGUUCACUCCAGAUUUUACUCUUUUUGAUGGGCUGCUGCUUUAUGAUUGGCUGAUUGAUAGCUGCAUGGAUGUGCAGUGGACAGGUGUCCCUAAUAAAAUGGAAAGCGAGUGUUUUUUUGUUUUAUUUUUUGUUUGUUUUUGAGAAAGUAUGAAUCUAUAAUGAGUUAAUGAUACCUGAAAACUUUUUUUGGUAGUCUCCCCCAAACUACUAUGAAGUGCCUUCAAACAGGAUAAAGCUCCAAAUACGUUUAAGUGGUCAUUUUUUAUUUUAAUGAAAUAAGGAAUUGACAUGUAAUUCCAUAUAUGUCCAGUGUCAUAGUUAAUUAACCUUAAAAAAUAACUAGAAUUACUGAAUCUCUAAAAGUAUAUAUUUAAAAUGUAAACUAUAAAAUGUGUCUGUUUAAAAAAAAGUAUGUUUAAAUCAUUCAGAAAAAAAUUCAAUAGUAUAUAUACAUGAUGUCCACCUCAAAUAUUACAGUUAGAUCAGAUUUCUAUUGUACACACAGGCCAUUAGUCCCAUUAUAUAGGUGUGGAGGGAUAUUCAAGCCUGUAGAGUUAAAAGUAGGCCGAUCUGGAACAUAUAAAAUCUUUUGGCCCUCUUUAAAAAAUUGUUCAUCUUGUAUAUAUGUUUGCUAUUUUCUUGUUUAUUCUGAGCGAAUUGUCAUCCUUCUUUUCAUAAAGUGAGAUUCAUGCUUUAAAGUAUGACUAUUCCUAGAAAUAUGGUAUUUCUAGAAAUGUUUGAAUGUAAUGUUGUCUUGUCACAUAUUAGUCACUCUAUUUCCUAAUUGAAAAAUCAUGGAUGACCAGAUUUAUUUAACUGUUUAUUUAUUUAUAGUAUAAAUAUUCUUUCAGUCUCUAUUAUGCCACUGGUUUAGGUAGAUGUGAGGUUGAGAGUGUCAAGCCAUUUAAGGUCAGCUUCUGGUUUGGGAGGAAUUUUAAUGUGGAAAGAGUGCAAAUUCAUUUCAGUAUUGUGUAUUUUUAAGUGUAUGCAAAAACCAAUGUCAGUGGUAUAUAUCAAAAGCUGAACACAUGCCUGGUCACACCCUAUACUUGAUAGGGUUUUGAUGACAAAAAGAAAAGAAUUGCAAUCUCAAGGAUUUGAAAAUUGUUUUAAGUCUUCAAAUCAUUGUGAAUGUGCAGAACAAACAACUCAUGUAUGAUUUUGGUUCAUGAGAAAAGACUACAAAGUACUACACCUUGAUUUAAAAGAUUAGUUCAAGCUUUCUGGUUUUUUUUUUUUGGUUGGUAAUAUUAGAUUAAUUGAAUACAUUAUUGUUACAUUUUGCAAUCUAUAUCUCAAUAAUGAAAUGUACAUUGUAAAUGGACAGCUUCUUAUGUGACACUUAUAUUCUGCAUUAUUGAUUGGCUUGUGCACAGUAAGCCUCAAUUUGGCAUAAAAGUUACCCAAAGUUGUAAGAUGAAAUUUAAGUCUGUACAUAGUAUUAGGCAAGAAUUAUUGUUGAAAAGGAAGAAAAUUGUAAAUGCCAGAGAACUAUGUGCGCUAUGCAUAAAUAGUUCGGUGGUUCUUUGCAGCAUUUCCUCAUAUUUAAAACAUAAAAUAAGGCAAUCUGUUUUUAUGUAAUUGUCUGCCAGCUCAUGGUAUAAUGCAGAAUCGUUCAUAAAGAAAAAUGUGCUGUUGCAAAGAUCAGGUUGAGAACUAAAUUCAGACUUGGCAAAAGCCUGUGUGCAAAAUUAUUACAACGUAAAUUACAAAUUGCUAAAUAAUUAUAGAACAAACAUGCAAACAGUGGUGAGCAAAAUCAUCUAAUUCACACCAAUUACAUAUGAAUGAAGCUAAACCCUUUAAACAGUGCAACACGUUAGUAUUAUUCAGAGCAUAGCCACAGAUGUAUAAUUAUAGAAACAGGAAGCAGGACAAUUUAGUGUCAUGUUUAUUCAAAAUAUGAAGCUUAUGAGACAUAAGUGUGUGUACACACUGAUCAGCUACAACAUUAAUCCCACUGCCAUCUGAAGAUAAUACCAGUGUUUAUUUUGUUACAGUGGCUCCUGGGAUUUAUUAGACAGUAAAAGAGCAGUUAAUUGUGAACAUUGUUGUCUUCAAUGCAAGAAACUAGCAAGUGUGACGUUAAUAUUGGUCAGAUAACAGUGUCUAGAUGACUGGUUUAGAACUUCCCCAACACAGCAGGUGUUGUUUUCGGUAUGCAGUGGUUUGGUCAAAUCCCACUGAAGAUCCUGUAGCACAAACUGCUGAAAAACAUUGAUGCUGCUUCUAAUAAUAGUCUGAAUAAUAUGUAUUUGGUUUUUAAAUUUCCAAGGCAUGAGAAGACAAAACAGAUGGAGUACAAAAGAAACUUUAAGGUUGCAAGAAUUAUAGUAAGACUAGAUACAUUUAAGUAUUUGUUCAACAGUUCAAAGUUCAAUUAAGGUUCCUUUAAAGGAAACUUAAAGGAGAAAAGGUACCUUUAGAAAAACAAAUGUUAAAGAGACAUAGAAGAAUAUUAUUCCAGAAUUAGGUUAAGAAUGUCAAUAAACAGUUGUGAGGCUGCAUGCAAUUUGUAUUAAUAUUUUUUUUAAUAGUCUAUUGGACAUUUGCAUAUAAUUUUUCAAAAAUGCAUCUGUGAAAAAACACCUAUUUAGCAGAACCAGACUUCUGAACAUUUUAGAACAAAUAGAAGAUUUUACACCCCCCUGACGCAUGUCAUUUCUUAUGUGGAAGAGGAAAUAUCAAAUCAUGAGAACUAUAUGUUCCCCCACCUUCUUUUUGAUGGUAUUUUUGAUUGCAUUUUGUUUGUUUUUUGCAUGAAAAGUCUGAUUUGUUCUCUUAAAGAGUUACAAUGUCGGUCUAACCCUUAUUCUUUAUCUAAAGUACUUUCAAAAGUGUUAAACCCUUUUUAAAAAUUACGGUGACUAUUAUAUUAUUAAAUUAUAUUUGUGUGUUAUCAAAAAAAGCCACAUAUUCUAUAACAGACAACUUGAAACAGUGUAAUGAUGGUGGUUAGGGAUUAUCUGUAAAAACACAGGUAUAAGUGACAGAAGGACUCUGUUAGUAUUUUCAAGACAUUUAGAAAAACCUGCCAAUUUCCUUAAAACUGUUUAAACUGUACAUUAUAAUACUGAUGUGAUUUUUUUAAAGAGUUGGUGUGCCAAAAUAUUAGCUUUUUUUUUUGUUGUUGUUGUUGUUAUUACAAAAACAUCUUUGCUUUACUGCUUUAUACGUGACUAUGAAUUUUACAUAGUGUAUAUGUAUUUGAAAACUUUCUACAGUAGGAAAUUUGUAGGAGACAUUAUUCAAACAGACUCGAAAUUACUUUUCAAACAUUCCCUUGAAGCUUCAAAUAUUUAGCCUUUAUUGAAACUAUCUGAAUGUAUGCUUGCAGUUAUUUGUUAAUUUACAUCAUUCAUGAUGUUUUCUUGAUAGAAUUCAUGCAGCAACUAACCUUUCUAAUGAUAGAAUAAUGUGUGGAGAGUAGAGGUCUUGUCCAUCCUGCUGUCCAUCUGGCUAUUAUGUAAAUAAAAAUAAAAUCAAUAAUUUAUGAGUGUGUUCUACAACCAAACGUUGUAGAUGUAGGUACAGAAUGUACAUGUGAUUAUAGAUAAACAUAUUUAUAUCAAAUAAAUAUAAAUAACAAAAUAAAUCUAAAUAUAUUUGACAUCCAAAAAGGUGAAUAACAUUAUAAUUCAUUUAUUAAAAAUUAGUCUGCAGAGAGAUUCUAAUUAUCAGCUCAGCUACAAAUGAUAAACUCCAGCUCUAAAAUGAAGCCUUUCAUUGAAUGUUACCUUUUUUUAAAUGUUAUUUCUAAAUGAUUUUUACCAUCUAUUUGUCAGUUAUACAGUGGCACUACAGAUAUGUUCUGCUUGUUAUUGUUGUAUUUUUCCACACUUUGCUUUCAUUUUUAAAACGUUGUUUUUAGUGAAAUGUCUUGAUAUUUCCUGUAAUAAAAUGAAGGGUGCUAUAUAAAUAA
Molecule: messenger RNA, 6831 nt
Organism: Silurus meridionalis
Lineage: Eukaryota; Metazoa; Chordata; Actinopteri; Siluriformes; Siluridae
Gene: ptpn5
Product: protein tyrosine phosphatase non-receptor type 5
Exons: 13
Coding region: 325-1893 (522 amino acids)
Biological process (GO): protein dephosphorylation
Molecular function (GO): protein tyrosine phosphatase activity
Source: RefSeq, a predicted model, not a curated record